GUGAAAACGGCGGCAACGAAGGUGGGACAAUACCUCCUGGAGUAUUCUACUCGGCCAGAAGAUCAUUACGCCCAAGAAGGCCGCGUCUCGAAGAUCCUGAUGUAAUGUUUGCCGCGCUGGGAAAUGGCGACAUAUCCGACGCUGAUGAUGAAGAAGUCGAGACAGAUGAAGCCAGUGCAGUUGUCGAUGUGGCGGAUGACGACUGGGCCAACCCGCAGGAACUCUCCGACUCUUCUGAUGAGGAUGACCAGCAUGAAACGAGAGCCCGAGACCCCGAGGCUUGGUGCAGAAAAGUUUUUGAAAAACCAUGUACUCAAUUUCAGCCAGUUUCUGACGAGAACGAUGGCUAUCUUGGACCUCCUCUCACGCCAUAUGAGUACUUCUCGAGGUAUGUGCCCAAAAGCGUGUUCACUGAGCUAGCCGAUAAGACAAAUAUGUACUCAAUUUGCCAUGAUGGAAAAUCAGUGCUGACAGAUGAAGAAGAAAUCAGAAGGCUCAUUGCACUUCACUUGGCAGUGGGUGUGAUACGCUAUCCUCGGUUGCGCUUGUAUUGGAAGCCUUCAUUCAAGACCGAACUUUUGUCAUCUGUGAGCAUGUCAAGAAACCGCUUUGAGAAGCUCAGAAAUUGCCUUCAUAUUGUCAAUGUGAAUGGCGACCACAACGCCAAUGACCGUCUCUGGAAAGUGAGGCCCCUUCUGAAUUCGUUCCAAGAAAGGUGCCGUCAGCUUCCCUUGGAGGAACACCUUUGCGUGGAUGAACAAACAAUUCCAUUCAAAGGAAAGCUUGAUGUCAAGCAGUACGUCAAAGGCAAACCAAACCCUUGGGGCGUGAAGGUAUUCAUGUUGUGUGGCGCGUCGGGAGUCGUUUAUGAUUUCAUCGUUUAUCAGGGCUCCACAACAGAACUGAGUUCUGAAAACAAACAAACGUUUGGUGAGACAGGUGCGUUUGUUUUGCACUUAGCAGCAAGGAUACCUGAUGGCAUCGGGCACAAAUUGUUUUUCGAUAACUACUUUACCUCCCUGCCGGUGCUCCGUGUUCUUCUGGAGAAAAGAAUUUAUGCUGCUGGUACUAUUAAAAAAAACCUGAAAAGUGCCCUUUGA
Ixodes scapularis (black-legged tick) is the source of this 1100-nucleotide messenger RNA. RefSeq names its product piggyBac transposable element-derived protein 3-like. The transcript has 2 exons. The coding region runs from base 105 to 1100 and encodes 331 amino acids. The record is from RefSeq and is a predicted model, not a curated record. Lineage: Eukaryota; Metazoa; Arthropoda; Arachnida; Ixodida; Ixodidae.